AUGAGGUUGACAACUAAAUCGAUUAUAAGAUCUUCCUCCGCUAACCUCUCCCAUUCUCCAGCAGCGAGUUCAUGCGAUUCUUUUGUACCUAGAACACGAUGUGGCUUUGUGUAUGAUGACGUAUCUAAAGUCAUGAAACUGCUGAUUGCCAAGAACGCAUUCGUUAAUGACCUUAGCAAGGAAAAUCAUGUUCUACUAGAUCUAUGA
This is a messenger RNA of Arabis nemorensis, 207 nucleotides long. NCBI's taxonomy places the organism in Eukaryota, Viridiplantae, Streptophyta, Magnoliopsida, Brassicales, Brassicaceae. The record is from the annotation of a GenBank genome assembly.